AUGGAUAUCUUGAAACAGUUAUGGUGGAAGUUCUUCUCAAGAACAAAUUGCCGUAAUAUGGAAGCACGUUACGUUCUCGAGCUUCGUGACCGUGAUCCUGCCACCGUGGAAGAUCUCGUGCUGGAUGGCUGCGAAAGUACCGAGAUCGAAGGCGUUAACGACAAACUUGUGAAUCUCCAGAGUCUCAGCAUGGUUCACGUUGGCCUACAAAGCCUUAAGAACCUACCGAAGCUUCCACAGCUAAGCAAACUUGAUAUUUCGGACAAUAACAUCGCUGGUGGGCUUGAGCAUGUGGCAGAUAACUGCCCAGAGCUACUUCAUCUCAAUCUUGCAUCAAAUAAAAUUGCGAAAGUCGAAGACUUGGCCCCUUUGAAAAAACUGAAACUCGCCGAACUUGACUUGUUUAACAAUCCCGUUACCGAGGGUGAUGCCGAAAGCGAAUACAGGUCUAAAAUCUUUGAACUGAUACCUUCUCUGCAAAUACUUGACGGAGCUGAUAUAAAUGGCGAAGAGGUUGAUGACUCGUUUGAUGGAGAGGAUGGCGGAGAGGGAGAAGACAGUGGAGACGAGUCCGGUUCCGACAUAGAUGGCCCAGGAUUAAGUUAUCUGGAUAAUAGUCAACUUGACGAAGAUGAAUCUGAGGAGUAUAAGCCAUCUGAUCCAGAUGUUAGUAGUGACGAUGUGCCGAAGCGAGGCCUGAAGAGGCGCAACGAGGAGACGAAUGUGUGCGAAGGAAUGGGCAGACCAAAAAAUUCCGAAGCGGAUCCGCUUCGUAAGGCAAAGCGAGGUAGACCAAGUAAACAUAAACGUGAAGAGCAUGUGGUCGUUCACACUGGAUUUGAUGGGCAUGCGAAUGCACCAUGGCGCAAGACUGUAUCGAUUUUCAAGCAACCGGUGACGCUGGUGCAUACAUCAGGUCGUGAAAAUAGGAAACCUACGGAGCAGCAACUUAAACGCGGUCUUAUGAACAACAGACCGCAGGAAAAGCCAGCACCAGUGUUGUGGGCGAAAGCUUUGGAAAAUGUGCAAGCUUUGAUACCUACUGCAGUAGCGGAUAAGGUAGAUGUAAACAAAACAGAGUACCUCACCGAAAGUCUGCAUCUUGCCGGGCGGCUUGAGAGAGCUAGCGCUGCAUUGAAUGAACAAGCCGCUGCAGCUUCACUAUUUACUAGUAUUCAUAAUCCAAACCAGUCCGGCGCUUUUGGUCAAGCAGCCGAUAAGGAAAAGAUGGAGAGCAACUUAUUGCUCCACAUUAAUCCGGAACAACCAUUAUUGCGGCCAAUAUCUGUGUUGCCGGAAGACAUUGCAACUCAAGAAAGACGUGUGUUAGAUGCACGAAAACGAUUACAAGAAGUUUGUAUCCAUAACAACUACGACAUCUAA
Molecule: messenger RNA, 1383 nt
Organism: Necator americanus (New World hookworm)
Lineage: Eukaryota; Metazoa; Nematoda; Chromadorea; Rhabditida; Ancylostomatidae
Exons: 15
Coding region: 1-1383 (460 amino acids)
Cellular component (GO): nucleus
Molecular function (GO): histone binding
Source: RefSeq, a predicted model, not a curated record